Messenger RNA from Octodon degus (degu), 5675 nucleotides. RefSeq names its product HECT, C2 and WW domain containing E3 ubiquitin protein ligase 2 (gene Hecw2). The transcript has 28 exons. Gene Ontology annotation, molecular function: ubiquitin-protein transferase activity; protein binding. NCBI's taxonomy places the organism in Eukaryota, Metazoa, Chordata, Mammalia, Rodentia, Octodontidae. The record is from RefSeq and is a predicted model, not a curated record. Gene Ontology annotation, biological process: regulation of dendrite morphogenesis. The coding region runs from base 424 to 4740 and encodes 1438 amino acids.
CAGAGAUAAGCCUUGGGGAGGGCCAGGAGGGCUGGAAGGUCCUUCUUAGUGGGACAGGAGACUCUAGGAAGCCACCCGCUCAUACCCUUGCUGGAAUUUAUUUCUAGAAGGUUAGAGAAGAAAAGGCCUCCAGAGCCCCCUUAGGACACCAGGAGCUGCAGACUUCAGUGCUGGCCACUACUAUGAAUGAAAUGGCCAGGCGGCUGAGUCUGUGAGGACUCGGAAGAGGACGUGACCAGUGACUUAGUGCCGCUUCCCAAACCCAGUGGAGAUGCUGGAGUCGCUGGUGAGGGCAGGCAGGACCGCUGUGGGGCUGGAGGAGACGAGAAUUCUCCAGCCAACUUCUGGGAUUCUAAAAACAGGGGUGUGACGGGAACACAGAAAGGACAGAUCGUGUGGAGAAUCGAGCCUGGGCCCUACUUCAUGGAGCCGGAGAUAAAAAUCUGCUUCAAAUACUACCACGGCAUCAGCGGAGCUCUGCGGGCCACCACGCCCUGCAUCACCGUGAAGAACCCGGCUGUGAUGAUGGGGGCAGAAGGCAUGGAAGGAGGCGUGUCAGGAAACCUACAUUCCCGGAAGCUGGUGAGCUUCACACUGUCAGACCUUAGGGCAGUUGGGCUAAAGAAAGGGAUGUUCUUCAACCCUGACCCUUACCUUAAGAUGUCCAUCCAGCCAGGGAAGAAGAGCAGCUUCCCCACCUGUGCCCACCACGGCCAGGAGAGAAGGUCAACCAUCAUCAGCAACACCACCAACCCGAUCUGGCACCGAGAGAAAUACUCCUUUUUUGCACUGCUAACUGAUGUCUUAGAAAUUGAGAUUAAAGACAAAUUUGCCAAGAGCCGUCCCAUCAUCAAGCGCUUCCUGGGGAAACUGACCAUCCCGGUGCAGAGGCUGCUGGAGCGCCAGGCCAUCGGAGAUCAGAUGCUGAGCUACAACCUGGGCAGGAGGCUCCCGGCCGACCACGUGAGCGGGUACCUGCAGUUCAAGGUGGAAGUCACGUCCUCCGUGCACGAGGAUGCAUCUCCUGAAGCGGUCGGCUCGAUCCUGGGAGUCGGCACCGUGAACGGGGACCUCGGAAGCCCCUCCGAUGAUGAGGACAUGCCCGGGAGCCGCCAGGACAGUCCGGGCUGUGCCAACGGGGCAGUGUCUGAGGACAGCACCACGGACGUCACGCCCAAGCACUCUUUCAGGACUAGCUCCACGCUGGAGAUGGACACGGAGGAGCUGACCUGUGCUUCUUCGCGCACCUCCCCGCCCAGGGGCCGCCAGGACUCUCUCAAUGAUUACUUAGAUGCUCUGGAGCACAAUGGCCCCUCCCGGCCGGGGGCUGCGACCUCAGCCGAGCGGCCCAUGGGCGCCUCCCCGAAACUUAGGAGCAGCUUUCCCACGGACACCAGGCUCAGUGCCAUGCUGCACAUCGACUCCGACGAGGAGGAGCACGAGCUCCAGCAGGACCUCGGCUUCCCGUCCUCCUUGGAGGAGGACGGAGGGCUGGUCAUGCUCGGCAGGGCACCCAGGGCUGACGAGGGGAGCCUGAGCUCUCAGACCAAGCUGGAGGAUGCCAACCCAGUGGACCUGGAGGAACGCUCCAUGCCCGAGGCUGCAUCCUCUGAGGAUAAGCCGGAGGAUCUUCCCGAGCUGGCCGAGGGCUCCGAGGGCCCGGCCCCCGAGGAGUGUGAAGCUGUUGGCCCAGACUCCCAGCCUGGGUCAGAGCAGGGCAGCACGGAGCUGUGCGGCUCCCAGGAGGCUGAGCAACCCAUGAGCGGGGCAGACACGGGCACCCCCGACACGUCCGGGGGCAGUCGCAGGGCCAUCAGCGAGGCUGAGUCCCUGGACCAGGGCUCCGAGCCCUCGCAGGUGUCCUCGGAGACUGAGCCCAGUGACCCUGCCAGGACAGAGAGCGUGAGUGAGGCCAGCACUAGGCCCGAGGGUGAGAGUGACCUGGAGGGCGCCGACAGCUCCUGCAACGAGAGCGUGGCCACGCAGCUGUCCUCGGUGGACACACGCUGCUCCUCGCUGGAGAGCGCGCGCUUCCCCGAGACUCCAGCCUUCUCCUCACAGGAGGACGAGGAUGGAGCCUGUGCGGCUGCUGAGCACCCAGGCCGCGGGCCAGGCCCAGAGGCCUUGUGCACCCCAGGGAUGUUGCCAGCUGUUCAGGUGCCUGGCAUGCAAGAGGAUGCAGCACCCGAGCCUGAGGAGCUGGGCGAGGUCUGGCAGCGCAGGGCGGGCCUGGAGGGCGCCACGGCCAUGGAGAGCCAGGAGCUAGGAGAGGAGGAGGCCGGGGAGGAUGCGGGGGAGGACGCUGGAGCCUGCGAAGGGGCCACAGCGCAGGUGCGCGAAGAGGAGGGCGCCACAGGAGGUUCGCCAGCCAACGGCCACCAGCCUUUGCGGUCGCUGCCUUCGGUGCGCCAGGAUGUCAGCCGGUACCAGAGGGUGGACGAGGCUCUCCCGCCAAACUGGGAGGCACGUAUCGAUAGCCACGGCAGGAUCUUCUACGUGGACCAUGUGAACAGGACCACAACGUGGCAGCGGCCCACAGCCCCGCCGGCCCCCCAGGUGCUGCAGAGGUCGAACUCCAUCCAGCAGAUGGAGCAGCUGAACCGGCGUUACCAGAGCAUCCGCAGAACCAUGACCAACGAGAGGCCGGAGGAGAACGCCAGCACUAUGGAUGGGGCUGGGGAGGAAGCCGACUUUCACCAAACCAGCGCAGACUUCCGCCGGGAGAGCGUCCUGCCGCACUCUACCUCCAGAUCCAGGCUCACGCUGCUGUUACAGUCGCCCCCCGUGAAGUUCCUCAUCAGCCCAGAGUUCUUCACCGUGCUGCAUUCUAACCCUAGUGCCUACCGCAUGUUUACAAACAACACGUGUUUGAAGCACAUGAUCACCAAAGUCCGCCGGGACACGCACCACUUCGAGCGCUACCAGCAUAACCGGGACCUCGUGGGCUUCCUCAACAUGUUUGCCAACAAGCAGCUUGAGCUGCCGAGGGGCUGGGAGAUGAAACAGGACCAUCAGGGCAAGGCAUUCUUUGUGGACCACAACUCCAGGACCACCACGUUCAUCGACCCUCGGCUCCCACUGCAGAGCAGCAGGCCGACCAGUGCCCUGGCCCACCGGCAGCACCUGACCAGGCAGCGCAGCCACAGCGCGGGGGAGGUGGGAGAGGACUCCCGGCACGCGGGGCCACCCGUCCUUCCCCGGCCGUCCAGUACGUUCAACACAGUCAGCCGGCCACAGUACCAGGACAUGGUUCCAGUGGCUUACAAUGACAAGAUCGUUGCAUUUCUGCGUCAACCUAACAUCUUUGAAAUUCUGCAGGAGCGUCAGCCCGAUCUUACCAGGAAUCACUCACUCAGGGAGAAGAUCCAAUUUAUCAGAACGGAAGGGACCCCAGGAUUGGUGCGCCUCUCGAGUGACGCAGACCUUGUGAUGCUGCUGAGCUUGUUUGAAGAAGAGAUAAUGUCCUAUGUGCCUCCACACGCCUUACUGCACCCCAGCUACUGUCAGUCCCCACGCGGCUCCCCUGUGUCCUCGCCCCAGAACUCACCAGGUACUCAGCGUGCCAACGCCCGGGCCCCGGCCCCCUACAAGCGAGAUUUUGAAGCCAAACUAAGAAACUUUUACAGGAAGUUAGAGACUAAAGGAUACGGACAAGGCCCAGGGAAAUUAAAGUUAAUUAUCCGAAGAGAUCACUUGCUGGAAGAUGCUUUUAAUCAGAUCAUGGGCUACUCCAGAAAAGACCUGCAGAGGAACAAGCUGUAUGUCACCUUCGUCGGGGAGGAAGGGCUGGAUUACAGUGGGCCUUCCAGAGAGUUUUUCUUCCUGGUAUCCAGAGAGCUCUUUAACCCCUAUUAUGGCUUGUUUGAAUAUUCAGCCAACGACACGUACACAGUACAGAUAAGCCCCAUGUCUGCCUUCGUAGACAAUCACCAUGAGUGGUUCCGGUUCAGUGGUAGGAUCCUUGGCCUUGCGUUAAUACACCAGUAUUUGUUGGAUGCCUUCUUCACACGGCCCUUUUAUAAGGCUCUUCUCAGAAUCCUGUGUGAUCUGAGCGAUCUCGAGUACCUGGAUGAGGAGUUCCACCAGAGCCUGCAGUGGAUGAAGGACAACGACAUCCAUGACAUCCUGGACCUCACGUUCACCGUGAAUGAGGAAGUGUUUGGGCAGAUUACUGAACGGGAACUAAAGCCAGGGGGUGCCAAUAUCCCAGUGACGGAGAAGAACAAGAAGGAGUACAUCGAGAGGAUGGUGAAAUGGCGCAUCGAGCGUGGCGUGGUGCAGCAGACAGAGAGCCUGGUGCGCGGCUUCUACGAGGUGGUGGAUGCCCGGCUGGUCUCCGUGUUUGAUGCACGCGAACUGGAGCUGGUCAUAGCAGGCACGGCUGAGAUAGACUUGAGCGACUGGCGAAGCAACACGGAAUACAGAGGAGGGUACCACGACAAUCACAUCGUCAUCCGGUGGUUCUGGGCUGCUGUAGAAAGGUUCAACAAUGAGCAGCGCCUCCGGUUGCUGCAGUUUGUCACGGGCACGUCCAGCAUUCCCUACGAAGGAUUCGCUUCUCUGCGGGGCAGCAAUGGCCCCAGAAGGUUCUGUGUGGAGAAGUGGGGGAAAAUCACUGCUCUUCCCAGAGCCCACACGUGCUUUAACCGCCUGGACCUGCCCCCGUACCCGUCCUUCUCCAUGCUGUACGAGAAGCUGCUGACGGCGGUGGAGGAAACCAGCACCUUCGGGCUCGAGUGAGCUGCGCCCCGGAGCCCCGCUCGCUGGGGACAGGCGAUUCCGAGGUUGGCCGCCAGGAGCCAGGCUGGACACGAACGAGCGCCCGGGGAGCAGGCUCCGGCGGAGCCGGCCCAGCGCGGUCGCCUCCAGGAACUCGUGCUCUCCGCUGGCGAUGGGCCACGCACCUCUCGCAAGGAUUAGGGGCAGCUUGAUGCCCAGGAAACAACGCGACGGUCUUUCAAUCAACAGUUCUUGACUGCCAAACAUUUUCCAUUUCUUAUGCUCCAAGACAAAGGCGAACCUGUCCACGACCAGCUCCACGGUAAUUGGUAGGGACUCAGGAGAACCUUGAAACUUACCCUUGAACGUGGUUCGAGCCCCACUGGCAGCACUUGGCCCAAUCUCCAAAUCAGAGCAACUUAUUAAUAUAAUAAAAAAGUAUAUUUCCUGAAAGUACAUUCAUUUACGCCCCAAGUUACAGUGGAAUAUUCAUUUCUUGCUUGUAAGUGUCUGCAUGGUGCGCACUCCGUGUCGUAGCCCUCAUGGGACCCAAGCGAACCUGAACCCCAGGCAAAAUAAGGUAACUUGGAAGACUUGCAAUAAGGUGGCUUGUGACAAUGUGUAUGCAAAUGGUAUGUGUGUAAUUACAGCUGAAGCUGGCUGAUAGUCAAUGAAUUACUAAGGACAGAUUCUAUGCUUUAUAAUGCAUGAAAACAAUUUUAAAAUAGCAAUUAAUCACAGCCUAUCAGGAAAAUGUACACAGUGAGUUCUGUUUAUUUUUGAUGGGUUCAUUGUGUUUCUGUUCCGUGAGAUGUACAUAAGAGCCUCCCAUCACCCCGGGUGUCUCCCCCAUUGACGUGUUCCAUGCUUUCUUGGGCAUCAUGUUAGUCUGUAUCCUUUUAAGCACUCUCAAGGGAACAAAAGGGCCUUUUAUUUUUAUAAAGGUAAAAAAAAAA